Molecule: messenger RNA, 456 nt
Organism: Nicotiana attenuata
Lineage: Eukaryota; Viridiplantae; Streptophyta; Magnoliopsida; Solanales; Solanaceae
Exons: 2
Coding region: 1-456 (151 amino acids)
Source: RefSeq, a predicted model, not a curated record
AUGAAAGACCUAGGUGAAUUGAAAUUCUUCUUAGGCAUUGAAUUUGCCAAAUCAAGCAAGGGUAUACAUAUGCGUCAAAGGAAGUAUUCCUUGGAGAUGAUUUCUGAGCUUGGCUUAGGAGGAGCUAUAACAGCUGGAACUCCACUAGAAUGUAAUCAGAAACUUACUUCAAUAGAGUUUGAUAGAGCAUUCAACAAAGAUGCAGCUCAUGAAGAUCCUAUACUAGAAUAUGCUGGAGAAUAUCAAAGGCUGUCCCACAUGGAGGCUGCUCUAAGGAUUGUUAGAUAUUUGAAAGCAUCACCAGGUCUGGGGCUCUUAAUGCCAGCAACAGAAACUAAACAGCUACAAGCCUUCUAUGAUUCUGAUUGGGGUUCCUGCCUACAGACCAGAAGAUCUGUUACAGGCUACCUAGUAAAAUUUGGAGAGGCUUUGGUAUCAUGGAAAUCCAAGAAGUAG